Molecule: messenger RNA, 19816 nt
Organism: Amoebophrya sp. A120
Lineage: Eukaryota; Dinophyceae; Syndiniales; Amoebophryaceae
Source: the annotation of a GenBank genome assembly
GUUCCGACUCUGUUUCGAUUGUCUUGUCAGAAACAGGUUUGUGUGUUGAUCUUGAUGUACUUAAGCCGCAGCCGCUACAGAUUCUCGUCGUAUGUUUUUGGGAUAGAUUGUCGCCGUUAUAGAAGAAACCAAACAAUUUUUUUAGGCAGUAGGCACCAGCAGACGAGGACAGCGACCAUGUUGACAAUGACACUCACGUAACUUCUUUUGAUUAUCCGUACGCCGGCUAGUGUCACCACCCAGGCCUUCUUGCCAAAACAGAAAUACACACUAUGCCGGUCCACGACGUGCUCCUAGCUGCGCUGGAGCUCAGCGUCGAGCUUUUGCGGAAACGGGAAGAGAAGCAACAUGCCGGCGGUGGUGCAGCCAGCAGCUCAUCUUCCAGCAGCUCAAAUGCUGCUCCCACAAAUAACCUGAGCCAACAAGCCCUCGCCGAGGUGAACAAGGUCGUCGCAACCGCUUUGUCGACUCUCCGAUCCAGAUUUCGAACGGCCAUGCUCGAGAACAACUUGGCGUUGACUUUAGACCCACAGACGAAGGAGCUGUCCGUUUUUGGGGCGGCGGAGGAACAGGACGAAGAUGAGGAUGCAGAUCGUGAUCCAGACGCCAUGGAAGUUGACAGCGAAAUCUUCGAACAAGACAGAAAAAGCCCAGGUGGAACUACUCGUACUCGGACUCCGCAGAAGGACAAGAAUCUGCCAACCUUCGUGCAAGAUUUCAACAAAGUGAUCAGACGAACCCUCGCUAAAACCGAAGCAGAUCCAAGCAGCACGGCGAAUUUGAUUGCGAGGCUGAAGGCGUCGUCGUCGACCACUUCCACCACGCUCGCAACGACGAACACAACGCAACCAGAAAACGACAAAAAAGCAGAACCUAUCAUGCUGAAUUUCGAAGACGUCGACGAUACGUUUGAAUUUCUGAAAAUCCAGCAUCUCCCCACCCUCCCGCAGAAACCCGGGUCAAAUUGGGUCUACCCUGGGUUGCCAGGGCGCGUCGCGAAUUUGAACAUCCGGCACUUUUUGGAAGCGAUGCGGGCGAAAAAUUUGAAGGAGGAUCGCAACCCGUUUGACGUGAAAGAAGCAUUGAAGCACGGAGGGAAGCGGAAGGACUCGGUUGAAAACAAUGAUGACCUGAUGUUGCAGGAGGACAGUCAGAACAAGAAGGGAACAUCAAGUAGCGCAGGAGAUGGUCUUCUUGCGGUCGCGGGAACAGCAUCAAACAAGAGACAAAGGACAUCCAGCAUUGACGCGAGCAUUCAGGAGCAGCUUGGAGGUGCAGGUGCUGGUGCUUCCAGCCCGCAUUUUCCUGGGAUGAAUGAGGACGAUUUACCUGCUGAGGAGGAUGAUCCGGAGAACAAGAACAGCUGGAAAGACCAACAGAAUAAAGGUGGUUCCAUCACAACCAUCAACCCCGCGGAGCAGUUUCAGGUCGGGAAGAACUCCUCCAUGCAGUUUGUCCAGUACAGCCGUAAACUCCAACUAAAAGCGCUCCCCCACCCAUCCCCCGUUUCCGAGCCACUUUCUAUCGCGAACGUGGAUCUCCUAUGAACUGCAACUAAGUCUGGGUCUCGAAGAGUGCGAACUUGUGAUGCGCAUUUCACAACACAGACAAAUCUCUCAUGCAUAGGCAGCAAAAGGCGCCCACUUCCUGUCACCAAAAUGGGGAAUUUGUCAUGCGGAUUAAGCAAUGCGGAAGCUUCUCGAAAUCUGUGACGCUAGGGCUUCCAUGACAGACAUUCUGUGUCAUGCAAAAACAGCAUGACAAAAAUCUGCAUUCUUCCAGACCCAGACAUUUUUACAUUUGAUAUCUCCCACGCGUAAAGCCGAGUUUCGAACUGCGGAUACCCUACCAAUUGUUCGAAAAGGGAGCACUAUCCUCCCAGCAACUCGAAACGAUCACCUACGCUGCGAUGCGAUUAGACGAUAGGAGGGCCGCGAACAAAACCGCGGCGGGGUGUGCACGGAUGAACGCAUAUUUAUUGGGGGACGGGACCGGAUGCGGAAAGGGGCGGGUCAUUAGCGCGCUCAUCAUUCACAACUGGAAUCUGGGGAUUAGGAGGUACUAUGAAUUUCUUUGGUGAAGUAUUUUUACUUUUUGCUGUUGCUUGCAUUAUCCGCGUGACAAGAGGACCUUUGGCUGUUCAUUCUUUCUGGUGUCGCAACAUAACAAACUCACACAUCAAGAAACGGAAAUAACUAUCAGACACAUCUGGGUUUCCGCCACCGCGCAACUGCUAGAGGACGCCCGCCGCGACCUCCGGGACUUAUCCGCCACACACAUACCCGUCAUGUCUGUCUCCGACUUCAUCGAUCGACUGCAGUAUCCUGUGCAAAAGUACUAUCGCACUCGUAUAGAUUGCAGCCAUGCAUGACAAGAAAUCUGCACUCUUACCUGAAUCUGCAUGAGAAAUUUAAGUUUUCUGCUUGAGAAAACUUGUCAUGCAAUUUAUACUUAGCACGAUACUUUUGCAAUGCAUAUCCAGCAAAACAACCCCAUGAUAUCCAAUUUGCCCGCGAAGCUCCGGUCGAAGCUGGGGACGGACAAGAAGGCAAGAGACGAUCUGCGGGACGGGAAGAGGAUCAAAUUUCUCGAGGAAUUGAACUUCGACGGGAUCGAGGGGAUUGUUUUUUUCACCUACAUAUGCAUUGCAAAAGCAUCGUACUCGUAGAAAUGCAUGACAAAUUAGCCCAGCAUUACAAAUCAAAUUUGUAAUGCUGAUUUGCCUUGAGAAAGAAAUUUGUAAUGCAUGAUUGCAAUUACAAUUACUACGAGUACGAUAUUUUUGCAGUGGAUACUACAACAAGCUCGCCCGGGACGUGAAAAACGAACUGAUGCCGGUGCUGCAGUAUCAAAUGUAAAAAUGUCUGGGUCUGGAAACUUGUGAUGCUGGGUGGCGUCUCAUGAUGAGGCUACGAAUGCUGGCUCAGCAUGACAAGUUUCUGAGCUCCUACGUGUUACCUAUUCUGCAUGACAAACUGCGCUUCUGCAUCACAGAAAAGCGGAGCUCUUGGGUAACGUGCAUGACAGAUUUAAGAGUCAUGCCAGACAAGCAUGACAAACAUGAAUUUUUCCAGAUCCAGACAUUUUUACAGUUGAUAUGCAGUGGUUCACGCACGGGGAGGCGCGGUUGCAUUCCGAGAGGAAAGUUGUGGACGAAGACAUGGGGGACGGCGGAUACAUGAAGAACGCCUUUGCGGAAGCUCUAGCGAGCGUGGAGAUGAGCAACAACGCUUUCAAUUCCAACAAGCGAAAGCGACAUUUGGAGGAAUUAUCCAGCGGAUCUGGUUCGAACUACCGGGCGGAGAAGAUCGCGAGGAAUAAGAAACAGAAGGAAGAACAGGAACGACAGUGGGCGCACCUGUCGCCGAGAAGUCGGGACGCGGCGAGGGAGGAUGCGGCACUGCAGGAAUUAUUGCUGGAUACGGCGAACCUGUCAACAGCAGGAGUGACAACUUCUUCUAAAGGAAAAAAUAAAACGAAAAAAGAGUUAGAACAAGAGAAACGCGACCAGGAAAGGCAACUGAAACAGCAACAGCUCAACAACCAGCCCAACGGAAACCGAACGUUAGGCAUUCUCGCCUUCGACGAGGCGCACAAGGCGAAAAACCUGCAAAUCAGGACGAAAAAAGACGGCACGGUUGAUAAGUCGCAGAGUUCCAAGAUCGGGCUAGCGGUUUGUGAUUGGCAGGAGCUGUAUUGCAGGAAUUCCAAAGUCGUCUACGCGUCCGCAACAGCAGCGACAGAAGUGAACAACAUGGGCUACAUGAGUCGUUUAGGGCUGUGGGGCCCGGAGAAGGUUUACAAAACGUUCCAGGACUUCUCCAAGUCCAUCUCCUCCGGCGGCGUCACCGCGAUGGAGGUGGUCGCGAUCAAUUUGAAAGCGUAUGGGGUCAUGAGCUGCCGGAGUCUGUCCUACUGUGGCUGCGAGUUCUCCCAGAUCCCGAUGGAGUUAACGGAAAAGAUGCAGAGGACGUACGAUAAUUGCUGCGGGUUAGUCAGGGAAAUGAAGGAAGAAUUCGCAUAUUUUAUCGACCACCCGGUAUUGGGCCAGUUGUACAAAUCCCAGAUGAAACAAGCGAAAGGUGGGGAUAAGAAGAACAAUAAGUCUUUAUCUUCGGACGAAGAUAACGAUGCUGACGAUUUUAUCCGCAGUAAAAACGUCCCCACCCCAGAGUUGUCAUGCAAUUCUGCAUGCCAAAAAAGUUUCUCAUGCGGAGACCUAUGAGAAGCGUUUUCUAUUCGUGCUUUGGAAUUUGUGAUGCUAGAAUCAGCAUGCUAUGCUAGAUCUGUGAUGCGUCUGAACUAGCUAAACAGGACUACACUACGAGGACAAACUUGUCAUGGCAGACAACCAAGGCUGGCUUAUUUGUCUAGCAGAUUUCCCAUCUUGACUCUGGUGUGGGUACGUUUUCAAUCAGGAUAGAUUUGAACGACGAGAGGAUGUUCGACAGUGAUUACGAGGAGGAGCUGGUGAACGAGAAUAGUAGGCGGAGGAAAAAUAAACCAAAAGCAAAGGCGAAACAAGGACCCGGAAGCAAAAGCAAUAAAAACGAAAUCGUUUUGGAAGGCCGGGUGAAGUCCAAACGGGAUUUGUGGCGGGAAUUCUGGUCGUUUCAGCAGCGGUUUUACAAACAUCUGCUCGUGUGUUUCAAGAUCGACAAGACGGUGGAACUGAUUCAAGAAGCGUUAAAGCCGGAGAAUAACGUAUCGCAAGAAAAAACUGUUUCACUGUGAACUUGUGAUGCAUAGAACGGAACGCAAGUGUGUUUGUCUUGCUAUACAUGCAACACAUUGGAUUUCUAGCUGUGUUUUCCCUUAGGAAGCACGCAUGCCAAGUUUUCUUUGUCAUGCGUAACUGACAAACUUGUGUUGCAGAUCUUGCAAAAUCACCACAGUGAAACAGUUUUUUCGUUGGAUAUAGCGAGCAGGUGGUAGUGAGUCUUUGGUCCACGGGGGAAAGCAGGAUUGUCGAGCACUUGAACAACAGAGAUGAGGACGAGAUCGGAGUCAGAAAUAACAACGACCCGAAUGAGCCCGAACAACUCCUUUCUGGCCCUUUACUCGCUUUGCAGCACGCCUUGGAUCAGUUUUUCAAAACCUCCGAGCAGUGCCCCGAGUCGUUUCUGAAGAAGAACGCACUGGAGGAGAAGCUGAAAUCCUUUCAAGAUGAUUUACCGCCCAACGCAUUGGAUUAUUUGAUAGAACGGUGUGGCGGGCACAAAGCGGUCGCGGAGAUUUCGGGAAGAUCGAAACGGAUGGUCCGCGACACGCGGACUUUACAGAUCAAAUACGAGCAGCGAACCGCGGAGAGCAAUUUCGUCGUUCCGCUGAAUGGAAUCGGGGCGGCGCAGAUCUCGGCGAAUAUGGAGAAGUACGGAGGUGUUGCUGGGCAGAGCUCGACAUCGUCGGCAUCUGCGUCGAGUUCCUCCACAGCGCUGGCUAUAAGUUCUGGAGGAUCGUCAUCUUCAUCCAGUAGCAGUAGUGGCGCAGGAGCGGGUGCAAGUAGCAGUAGUAGAGCUCCUGUUUUUGGCGGCGCUCCACUACAGCAGCCCGUAGCUGCUUUCGGGUCUGUCCAAUUUACCAAAGAGGAGUACAACGCGAAAGUGUCUCGUGCGAAGAAAAAAGCGAAGGCGCAGCCGAAAUCCCGCCAAAAUAAUAAUCGCAGAGGAAAUAACAAUAACGACGACAAUUUCUUGCUCCAAGAAUUAGAACGGGAUUUGAUGAACCAGCGGGCCGGACUACCCCUAGGAAAUACAAAUAACGACCUAGCCGUGAUCCAGGCUGCCAAUUCCUGCAACCGCGCCGCUACCGGGUCCGCAGCAUUGAACAUCGCGGAGCAGCACCACUUUCAGUCCGGCCGCAAGAAAAUCGCGUUGAUCACCGAGGCGGGUUCCACCGGAAUUUCCCUUCACUGCGAGAAGCGGCCCCCGCAGGAUGCCGAUCCGAAAGUGUUCCAAUUCCGGAAACGACGGAUGAUUACAAUAGAAUUACCCUGGGGGGCGGACAAGGCGAUUCAGCAUAUGAAAGCCUCAGGUUGGAAAUCCUCAAAGUGGAAAUAGUUUGUAAUGCAAAAAAACGACUCCAGUUGAGUCGCCAUUUGUAGUCAGCGCAUGACAAAUUUCCCGGGCACUCAAAACGUGUCUGUCAUGCUAGUUAGGCAAAGGGGUGCACUUCUCUCGUGCGAAUCAGCACUCCAAUUCUUAACCCGUUGCACGACAAUAGUCGGCUUCCAUUGCAUCCUAUGCAAUACAGUCUUUUUUGUGUCGCAUUUCAUGCAUCACAAAUUAUUUCCACGUUGAGGAUUUCCAUUCUGAGGCUUUCAUACAGCAAUUCGGCCGGAUCCACCGCUCGAAUCAAGUGCACCAACCGCGGUUCCAAAUUGUCAUCACCCCGGUGCAGGGGGAAAUCCGGUUCGUUUCCUCGAUUUCUCGCCGCAUGAAGCUGAUGGGGGCAGUGACGAAAGGGGACAGACACAGUACCAUGGGCGGCGUGGAUGAGUGUCUUGAUGGUUUUGACAUCAACAACGCGUAUGGGAAAAAAGCGCUCUCCUGUUUGUUGGACGAUCUCCGCGGACACCCGCCGGACGAUCGGAUAUGAGAGUACACAACUCCCCCUGCCCCUCAUUUGCAUGACACGAAUGGCAAUACAAACACCAGCACACGUGGAGCCAGUGCAUGACAAGUGCCUUUGCCUAGCGUAGUGCUGUAGUUUCAGCUUCCGGAAUUUGUCAUGCAAACCGUGCCACAAGGCACCGUUAAGGCACCCACUGCGUUUGGGAUUUUGCAUGACAAAGGAGGGGGAGGGGGAGUUGCUUACUGUCAUAUCGGAAGGAGAAAAUCUACGACUUGAUGGAUUUUUACAACGAAGAUUUCAAGAAAGACGCGUUUUUGAAUUUAGAGUUGUGCGAUUUGUUCAGAAGCGCGACGGGGGAUAGCAAACUCAUGGCGCACCUACACUCUGAAGAAUUGGAAGAGUCGAACAACCUGAACCGAUUCUUGAACCGGCUGCUGAUGCUGAACUUGGACAUGCAGGACUCGGUUUUUAAGUUGUUCGAAGCAAUCUAUGACCAUCUUGUGCAGGUGGACAAGGAUAAUGAUAACUACAACCAGGGGAAGAUUGUACAACUAAACCGCGCACCUUUAGAACGGGCUUUCGCAACAUCCUCGAAGUCACUCUACUCCGACCGGAAUUACAACGGCGCGAAGUGCAACAUCACCCACAUUCGGUUGGACCGGGGUAUUCCCUGGGACACAGUGUGGCAAAAAUACGAGAAGGAGAUGCUACCCAGGAUGGAGCGCUUGAAAAAGGACGCGGAUGAUUACGAACGGGACAAAUUGCAGAACGCGACGGACAUCACGAACAGAGUGGAGUUGUUCAACCGGCAACAGAAGCUCAACCGUCUGCGCCGCAAGCACAACUACUUCGCGAACGAGGGGUUUUGGUACUAUGCAUUGCAAAAGUAUCGUACUCGUAUAUUUAUACUAUAAAUGCAUUACAAAUUUCCUCAGCAUGAGAAAUAAAAACUUGUCAUGCGGAUCUACCUUGGGAAAAAAAUUUGUAAUGCAUGACUGCAAUUAGUACGAUCGAGUACGAUACUUUUGCAGAGCAUAGGUACUUCCGGCCGACGAUGUGUCAGGACAAAAAACGGCGCGAGAUUAUGGUAGUGUCAGGAUUGAAAUCGUCAAAGUUGAAAUAGUUUGUGAUGCAUAAAACGGAUGCCGGUUGGAGCCCAGUUUCCAAGUGGCGCACGACAAAUUUGGGUAGAGACGAAAUCCAGUCUGUCAUGCUGUUUGGGUAAGAAAGACGCCUUUUGUCAUGCUACUUUAGCAGCUCAGCUUCUACCCCUGAACAGGCUUACAAUCUGCCUCACUUGCCUACUCUGCAAGACAGGCACUUUGAGGGCUGCAUUUUAUGCAUGACAAACUAUUUCAACUCUGACGAUUUCAAACCUGACGCUUCCAUAGAGAUGGCGUUGGCGAGGUUCAACGUGCGGACGUUGAGCUACGAGUUGUGGCUGCCGCAUAGAGGGUAUGAAAGAAGUACGCAACUCCUCCUCCCCCUCAUUUGAAUGGCGUAAACAGCAACACAAGUGCUGGCAUAAAAGCAGCUUUUGCGUGACAAAUUUGUUUCGGCUUCCGAAAUCUGUCAUGCAAGAUGUGCCAAAGAGAAAAGGGCGGACUUGGUAUUUUGCAUGACAAAUGAGGGGGAGGGGGAGUUGUGCAUUGUCAUAGAGGAGCGGUUGGGAGUUGGAACACGUUUUCGAAGAUCCAAAUUGGAAGAGACGUAUCAAAUGCAAAAAUGUCUGGGUCUGGAAGAGUGCGCGAUUUGUCAUGCAGCUUUUCCAUGACCCAUGAGGUCUGGAAUGCAGGACCUAGCAUGACAGGUUUUGCGCGAUCUCUCUCAUGCCUAUUCUGCAUGAGAAACUCGCUCCCGACUUGGUCAAAACUGGACGACUUUUGGCAAUCACGCAAUACAGAUUUUUGCACGCUUCAGAUUUAGCAUGACAGGUUGCAUUCUUCCAGACCCAGACACUUUUACAUUUGAUAAGACGGCGUGCUGAAUGAAAGGAAUAAUUGGUACAAAAUCCAGUUCAUGACUGAUGAAGAUUUGCAAAGAGAGCAGCAGAGGAGUAGAGGCUUGAUGGGCCGCGUCCUCGGCACGAACCGGGGGCCGCACAAAAUGACGAAGGAAGACGUGCGGAAAGCCUGGAUGAAUCACUACGAGGAGGCACUUUUUAAGUGUACGCACUUGCAACGCGGGUUGAAGUGCAACAACGGUGCUUGUUCCGAAGGCGCGCGGUUGCGGAACAUCUCCAUGCUAUGGAACUGUCAGGAUCGAAGUCGACAAAGUUGAAUAAAUUUAUGAUUUGUCAUGCAUAAAAUGGAUUCCAAUUCGCACCCAGUUUCCAUGUGGCGCAUGACAAAUGCUGGUGGUGCCUGAAUCCAGUUUGUAAUGCUGUUUAGGCAAAGAAGACUGACUCUCUCGUGCUACUUUAGCAGCUCGAGCUCUAACCCCAAAGAGGCUUACAGUCGGCCUCACUUGCCUGCUUUGCAACACACGUAUUUCGCGCCAUGCAUUUCAUGCAUUACAAACUACUUCAUCUUCGUCAAUUUCGAUCCUGACGCUUCCAUACAUGCUCCACGGCGCGUUCCUCGAGUGCUGGUCGGUGAUUUCCGGGGUUUUGGCCGAUAAGAAUAGCAGUGACGACCCUUUGAAAUUCGUCUUCUCCGGGGGCACGACAAGUGGCUAUGGGGACAAAGGUGGCGUCCAGAAGAUGAAAUUAGUCCGGUGCCAAAUUUCCGACGAAAUAGACUGGGAAGACGUUUCGUCUUUAGUGGGUGUCCAGGUCGAGUCGAAAGCGGUCAAGGAUCUUUCCUACGUGUUGGAGGCGAUGGGCGGGAAGGGGAAGAAGGAAGCCUUGAAAUUGCAAAACUUGAACGGCGAAAACCAGCAGGAGAUUGGGAAGUUAAUGUUGCAGAACAAGAAAAACGACGACGAGGAUUCGGACGACAGUGUGGAGAUUAUCGAAAACGUUCCCAGCCCAAGUAGAAACGGGAAGGAUAACAAAUCCAAGUCCAACGAGAACCUGGAGCCGCCUCUGAAGAAGCGGAAAAUCGAAAAAGCGACGGAGGAGAACGUGUUGAAUGCGUUUGUGAAAUAUUUCGAAACCCUGUACGACGAGCACAAAGAGUCUGAUGUCGAGUGGACGCACUGGCUGGAGGCGCACAGGGACAUCGGCCAAAAGUUCCCCUACGUCCAUUCCCCGACGGGAUUGGCUUUGUUGAAGAAGACGUUGGAUGAUUUGAUGAAAUCUGGCGCGAUUACGAAACUGAUCAUACACGGUCGCUGCGUCGGGAUGCAGUGCGAACUACAUAUGAACUGCAAAAGUAUCGUACUUGUAGUAAUUGCAGUCAUGCAAGACAAAUUUCGUUUUCAAGUUAAAUCAGCAUGACAAAUUCCGUUUGAUGUCAUGCUGAGCCAAUUUGUGUUGCAGUACUACGAGUACGAUACUUUUGCAGUUCAUACUACAUCUAUUGCAGCAGUACGAGCGGACGCAGCGGUUGGCCAGGGAGAACCGAGUGAUCAACUCGACUGGGUUGCCAGCCGGGUUACCAGCCGAGGAUGAUGAUGAAAGUUCCUCUGAAGAAGGUUAUGACUCGGAAGAGGAGAAGGCACGAAUAAAUGCGGCGAAUAAAAAGAGGCCAGCUGGUGGUAGUGGUACCAACGCGAGUAGGAGUCAAGGCGGUGCUGGUGCAGCGGUGGCUGCAAACAAACGAGGACCAGGAAAUCCACAGGCUGGCGGAGCAAGUUCUUCUAGCUCAGGCGCCGCAGCGUCUUCAUCGUCUUCGGCGGCCGGACACUCUGGAGCUGCUGCGUCUGGUACUUCCUCGUCUGGAUCCAGGGUAAACAACAAGCUGAGCUUCAAUCCCGCUAGAAAUAAUGGACAACAUCAAAACGAUCUGGUGCCCGAUGAUGAGGAUCCUGUCUUCGGUUCAGCUGCUGUGGACUCUCAAUACAACGUCGAGGAGCCGAAAGUGAUGAAAGAUCUGACGAUCGGGAACACGGUAUCCUGUGCAAAAGUAUCGUACUCGUAGUAAUCGCAGCCAUGCAUUACAAAUCUCGCUCCCAACGCAAAUCAGCAUGAGAAAUUCCAUUUGUCAUGCUGAGCGAACUUGUAUUGCAAUUACUACAUAGUACGAUGCUUUUGCGGUUCAUACACGGAUAGCCAGAGCAACGUCUUGCAGUACGACAAAGUGCAGUUUCCGAGUCGGAGGAGACAAGCUCAAGUUGCACCGAAUCCAAUCGUCCCUGGAGCGGGCACAGCAGGCGACACGACUACAACUUCCGGCGCAAAUCAGUUCGCUUUUCCGCAACAACAGCUGAACAACAUGAACAACCAGUCCCAGUUCGCCUCGUCGUUUCUCCAGCGACCAAACCUCCAGCCAAAGCGCCCAGACCCAGCCGCGACAUUGCGGAUUCAGAAGAACUACCUGGACUUGAUCAAGAAGGGGAAAAAAACGGUUGAGGGGAGAAUUAAAGACUACCGGGUGAAAUUCGUCAAAAAGGGAUCUACUCUCCGGUUCGAGUGCGGCCAGGAACUCUAUGACGUGGAGGUCAUUGAGAGACAAGAAUUCCCCAGCUUCGCAUCCUAUUUGACCUCCAUGGGGCUGCAGAAGUGCCUCCCUGGGUGUUCCUCUUUGUCAGAAGGGAUCAAGAUUUACCAUUCGUUCCCGAAUUUCGAGUCGAAGGCGAUAACGCACGGGGUCGUCGCGUUUGUGGUGAAAAGAUUCGACGAAAAUGUGAACCAGGUGUUUUCUGCGGGAUCAUUGAACAGCACCGCAAAUAAUCCCUUGAGCCACCUCGUUGCGCAGAAGAACAGCAGUAGUUCCUCUUCCUCGUUCCUGCAGAUGAACAAAAACACAAACAGCUUCCUCAACCAACAACAGCAACUGAAGCAAGACACGGCCGUCGAGAGUCAGGACCCGAGCGUCAUGAUUUUGGAAGACGAAGACAGUGACGAUUUGCUGAUCCUGGGGGAGAAAGACGGCGAAAGCAUCGCGAACCAACUCGGGACGUUCAACAAAGCGAAGAGCAAGGAGAAUGUCAAUGUCGCUGCUAGCACAACGAAACAAGCCGGGGAGCCGGCGGUGGAGCAGGUCCAGGUCGAGGUCGUGCCGCAAGACCAGAACUUCUACGUCGAGAAGAAAGUAGAGCCUCCACCAAAGGAGCUAGUCAAGAAUCAAGUCGAACAAACCGGGGAAGAUCAAUUUGGUCACCAAACACCAGUAUCGCGUGCAAAUGUGCCUAGGGGGUAGGGCAGGCCCAAAUCUUUUGGGCGGAUAAAAAUACAGCUUCUUUCGCAUUUUUGGCAUAAUUGGUGCAAAAAAAUUGCACAGCUUUGGACCCCUUUGCGCAGCCCGUAUGCAUUUAUUGCGCCGCGGCUUCUGUGCCCCCUUUCUGUGCGCGCGCUAUCCGGUUUUUUUUUGUGUUGCGCGAUGAAGAUGUUGCGGCACAGGCCGAAAUCCCAAUCGCGCCGCGCAUUGUGGCCUACGUGCCGGCCUGUUCGUGCGCAGCUUUUUUCCCAGACGAGAAGCCGGGAAAGUUGUGGCGCAGUCUGGGGCCCAAGCACCCCGCUUUGGCCAAGGGCUUGGGCAAGGACUUGGGCCGAUAGAUGGCGGCCGCCCAAGAUGAUUUGUAUGUCUGGGUCGGUGCAACAAGAACAACUUGAUGCCCGCACGGGCCACAAUUUUGAAUCUUUGCAGCCUGCACGCAGCAAACUGCUGCGUGCUGCCUGGAAAGAUUCGCCACUGCAAACACAUUCGCCAUUAUACCAUGGCCCUUUCUGAGUGCGCAGCAGCGUGCGUAUUCGUCAUGCCUUGCCAGCUGCUUCGCUCCUCGCCCAUGGCCUUGGGUCGUUUUCAUCUCAGCGCGGCACCAACAAGCACCUUCAGCGAAAGAAGGUGUUUGGAAGUGCCUUGGUUUUCACGGGGAAAAAACAAUUUUUAUUAUGAAAAAAUGCGACUUUGCGUGGGGGCUAGACCACAAUUUGUGGUGGAGAAGCUGGUGUAGAAGCUGGUAGGGAAGCUUGUGAGAAAGCAACACUCCUACCAGCUUCUUCGCCCGCUCACUCUUCGCGUUGGCGACCGAGAUGGAAUUUGGGCGCGGAUCGAUCUGCCGUGGGCGAGGAAAUGCUACCGUCUGCAGCCCGCACGCAAUAGCCUCCUGCGUGCUGGCUGCAUAAGUAUCUUCCCGCUCGUGGGUAUUUGGGCUCCAUUUCCCGCUUGUGGAUACUUCGCCUCCUCCGGUGUGUUCUCCGCCACCUUGGUCCAACCUCUAGUCGAGCCCCCGACAGCCCAGCCUCACUCCUGCCUGCGCUAUCGCGCAGCCUCUUGCCCCUGCGCCACCUCCGGCGCCGCGCCUGGCGGAACCUCGGGCCCCGCGCCUGGCCCAAGGCCGCGCGCAAACCGGUGAGUCAAGAAUCAAGUCGAACAAACCGGUGAAGAUCGAUUUGGUCACCAAGCUCCAGCUCCACCAGCCCCAGGCACUUACGAACCUCCACCACCACUCACCUCGGACGAAAAAGAGGAAAUCAUCGCCGAAGUCGCCCACAGCGUCAGGAAUCAGUACAAGGGCUACCCGGACACGACAGCAGAGCACUUCUUGAAGCUCAAACUCAAGGCGCUGGGCGUGGCGGAAGAUGAGAUCAAACGAGUGGUCGAGGAGAAGAUUCACGGACAAGGAGGACCACAACAGCUGCACCAAAAAUCUACCGGGGUCGAGAGUGCGGGAUCUGCGCUGGGGAACAAGUUUGCGAGCAACGACCGGUGGCUGACAGCGGACCUGAAGCCGAUAAAUAACGACGAUAUCAUUCAAGAGCCAGAGCCGCACUGCUCUGUGAAAGAUGAUAUUAUUUCCGGACGGGGAGGGUUUGUGAAGAGAAAAAGGAAAAUGUCGGAGAUCGAGAAGGAUAUAGAUCUCUUGUUGCGACAAGGGAGGGAUUUACCGGACAAUUUGAUGCAAGAGCUGGAGGAAGCGGGGGCUCGGGAGGGGGUGCUGGAUAGGAGAGAUAACGAUGUUGGCACAACUACUACCUUUAACAACAACAGCAGCAGCAGCAGCAGCGGUGUUAUUUCGGCAGCUGCCGGUGCAGGGGCGGCCCCCGAUUUUCUUCGCUCAGGAGGUGAAGCAGCAGCAGCGCCCAAUCUACUCCACCCGCCGAACCUCGACAGUGAAAGCCAGCAAGUCCGGGAAGCGAUGUCGGAGGCAGCGAAGACGGAAGAAAUUGAGCGAAUUUUCGCAGAGGGGAGGGAAUUUACAACAGAAGAGAUGGCGAGGCUCUUCGGGGACGAAACUGGAGGCGGUGUUGCUACGGCUGCUAGUGCAGCUGCUCUUGUUCCUACUUUAGCAUCUUCAUCCGCACUACAACCUGCGAACUCGCUGUUUGAACCGCAACCGCAAGCCAGCGAUGCGCCGUCGAGGCUGAACGGAGGCACCGGAGGAGCAGGAGCAGGCGGUGCAGCAUCCUCUUCAUCUUCGUCUUCAGCGAAAAAUCCUAACGAUCUCAACGCUAUUAACGAGGGCAAGAAGUGCAACUCUAGCACGGUCGUUGGCGGUCGUCCUGCUCUCGGUCUUCUCUCGAGUACUACGGUGGCAGAGAUCAGAAAUUCGAAGUCCUCGAGCUUCAAGUCCGCGCAGUCGAAUAACAGCAAGGAGCAAGCGACGGCCGCAGUAAACAAGCAUCCUGCUGCUGCAGCGGCUGCAGAGAAUGAUAUUUCCUCGGAUGAAUCUGAAUCCGGGAGCAGCACGAGUGACAGCAUGAUGCCGGUGAAACAGGAUGAUCCUGGUGAGAAAAACGAUCUGCUCGAUGAUGUUGAAGACGACAUUUUUGACUUUGACGAUGAUGCCAGGGUGUUUCUAUCCGCAAGUGCGGCCUCCGCCACGGCGAAUCAACAAAAGCAAAAAGGAGGAGCCACCGGCGGUUCAUCAUCCUCAUCUUCCAGCGCAUCCUCCUCUUCUAGUACUGCAAACGCGUCGAACACAGCAGCAACUACAGCUGGCCUAGCUCACCAGCCAAGCGCAUUUUCUUCUUCCUCAGCGUCGACUUUGACAAAACACGCGAAUGCUAGAAGAACGAACUUUCUCUCCACCGGUAGCAUUUUCGGCGGUUCCUCAAUAGUUGGCCCUUCGUCUUCUAGUUCUAUUCCAAAACUGAAGACGAGCAAUCUCUUCGGCCCUACGUCCGUCACCCAACCUCCGCCGCCGGCGCCUCUCUCUGCCGACGAGCAGGCGAGGGCGAAGCGCCUACGGCUGCAAAGAAUGCAGUCAACCACGAAUUUGAACGGCUUGGGAAAGGAGAUUCACAAGAUAGGGAAAGAUGUUGGGAAACAUCAAGAAGAUCAAACCAAUUCAAAAAACGAGGACCACGUUAGCGCAGACAAGAGCGGUGCGCCAGAAGAGAACAUGAUCUCCAUCACGCAAGACAACAUGAAGGCCAAAUCUACUACCAGUACGAAAUCAGCAACAAAAAUAUACCGGAAGCGGUUUGAGAGGGAAGUUUUGAGGAAGAUAGCAAGGCGGAGGCAAAACGAAAUGAUGCACAAGGAAAAACUACAAGAACAACUAUCACCUCCUCCAGACAGUGACUUAGACUCGAUGGUGACGGAAGCCGUCAUCGCCGACACGAAUGACGUCAUCUCGUUCUUGGAAACGAGUUUGUUCCCGUCGUAUUUGGAGCCGGAAGUAGACGGGGAGGAAGAGGUGGAGAGUGUUGAUAGUGUCGGGGGGACGGGAGAUGCGGCGGAGAUUCAAAUAAAUCCGUAUGCGGCGGAUGCGGAAGCGGAGCUGGGUGAGGAGGAAGAGGAUGACAAGGAGGCUCAAGAACUGCUGGACGUCCCUGUAGUUGCAGAGGAAGCUGAGCCACAGGCUGGUGUCGGUGAGGGCGACGCAAGACAACCGGUACUGGAGAAGACAAUCGACCCUCCACCACUGAACAUUCCAAAACCAGAAGACGUCAACGUCAGCCUACUUGACAAAACUGCAACAAGCACGAAACACAAAGACAAGAAAAACCCGAAUAAAUCGGGGGCAGGAGCGACCUCAAGCGCUGCGCGCGAAGUUGGGGGAGAACAGCCCCUGCCUGCUCAGACGAGUUCCUUCUCCUCGCAUUUGCUGGCGGAAAAGAACCUGCAGGCAAACAGGAAAAAGCUCGACGCGCUGGUGGCUGGUGACAAAUCAUCGUCGUCCAGUGUGCGCAUCAUACAACCAGCGGCAGACAACGCGAUUGGGAGUGCAGCUGCUGGUGCUGCAGCUGGGAAAACCAAAAUAACAACCGAGGGGAGUACAACCACGCCAGCAGUUGCACCAGUAGAGCCCGCUGCUCCUACACAGAAGAGGUCGUACAAACCAGCGACGUUCAUUACCAGCAUGGGGGCGAAGCUUUUGUCCACAGGGAAGCGGGUGUUGCAACGGACGCUGUCGGGGUUUUCCCCUUCGGAAGGAGAAAAAGAUCAUCAUGGUGACACUGUGCGUGGGGCUGCGGCUGCGGCUGCACCAGCAGCGGAACCAGAGCGGAAACUGUUGGUGGCAAACGAUGAUCAGGAUGACGCAGGAGCAGCGCCGGAACCACAACAGGAACAUCAGCAGCAAAAGCCUCAGCCGCCCAUGCAACCGCCUGUCAGUCAGGGUCCGGGUCCGGGUCCGCAAGCUUUCCUGUCUGGCAUGCUGAACACAUCCGGAAAUAACGCGCAAGGAUCCAGCGCAAGCUCGCAGUUUGAUUUCGCUGCUGGUGCCCCGGGAGUCCCUGCUUUCGCCACCGGCGCUGCGUUUGCGUCGCAAACCGCAUUCGGGCAGCCCGCGUUUGGGGCAACUGCGUUUGGAACAAGCACAAGUAGCCAAUUCGGUUCUGGAUUCGGUGCUGCGCCAGCUUUUGGAGCUCCUGCGAGUCAGUCUGCAUUUGGUGCUUCGCAAGUAGAACAAGUACAACCUCUGCAGCUACAGCCGUCGCAGCACAUGGGUUCGAGCCUUCCAAUGCCACCUCCAAACAGUCAGUCACAGUUCGCAGCUGCGCCGCCGGCUUCACAAAGUGCGGUGCCAGCAGGCUUCAGCAAUUAUGGUGGCGCCACCACCCCUUUCAACCCCUCCCAGUCCGCCCCGCAAAUGCAGAGCAACGAUUUUCAGCAAAAUUUUCAGCCGAUGCCCAGUCAGUCCCAAGCACAACAGCAAUUUGGCUCAACCAUCGGCGGAUUUGGAAGUCUCAGCAACAACAGCGGGAUGAAUAUGAAUUUUGCUGCGGGGUUUCCUUCCUCACAAAUCAUGCCCCCUGCUCCUUCCCAACAACUGCCACAGGGGUCGUUUGCGGCGAUGGUCAAUUCGCAACCAUUUCCGAUGUCACAACUACAGCCGCAGUCUAGUCAGGCGAUGCCUCCGCAAUCGCGAGGUGUGUUGACCGGUAACAUUGGCGGCGGACCACGGACCAUGAUAAAUCCCAACCCGUAUGACCAGUUGCAGAUGCAACCUCCGCAACAAAGUCAGCAAAUGCAGCAGCCAAUGGGGACGACGAACUUCAUGACGAUGCAGCAACAGCUGCAGCAGCAGCCUGCCAUGCCACCCCCACCGCUACCCUCGCCCAACAGCGCAAUUGCAUCGCAAAAUCAAAUGGGACCGCAUGGAGCGCAGCCAGCAGGUUUUGGCGGAGGUACGAUUUGGGAUUUUUUUACUUUGAAGCGUUUAGUUUUCACGCUGAUGCUAGUAGUAGAAGUGGCACAUUGUAGAAUCGAAUAACAAAUUGAAUCUCUGGAGCUUAGUUUUCGUCCUCGACGAUGCUUCCUUACAGUCACCAUACAUUCCGUAUUUCUCCAAAUUUUGAUUUCAGGUACAACGGCGAACGCCAACAACUUUGCAGCCACCAAUACAUUCUCCACCGCCGGCUUUGGCUCGGCGUUCAACAAUAGUACCGCGGCAAGCAGCAGCAACUUCCCCAGUGGGGGGUUCGCGAAACUUGUUGAAGCCACUACAACUUCCGUGACCAACAAGAACCCCCAAAACACCACAGCAUCCUCCGCACCAGACAUCAACAUACUCGAUGAUCCCGGUGGCCCGAUUUUCCCCGACGGAAACAUCGACCCCAGGACCAAAAUACCACCGCAAAACGAGCCGAAUAAGCUCCAACGGAUGAAGAUCGACAGCUGCAUGAAGGGGAUGAAAAAAGCGGUGACUUCCAACUCGUUCGACAAGGAGGAGACGAGGAAGAACCUGUUCCAAGCGAAGUUGAAAACCUACAUUGACGCCGGGUUCGUCCGCCUGUCGCACCUGUUGACCCGAGACCCGAAAUCGGGGCGGACACUGUUUCAGGAGAUCGUGGUCCGGGGGCGACUGGAUUUCUACCAGGAGUUGAAGAAAGUGAUCCCCGCGGACAUUUUCCAGGCGGUACACGAAGACCGCACGAACAGCAGCUUGCACUGCCUGUAUUUGUGUUUAUUGGCUUUCAACGUGGAGAAUACGAACAACGACCACGAGAAGGAGCAGAACAUCGUGAAAAUGUUUCAGGAGUUGUCCUACCAGCUGGAACACAAGGUGUUUUUCACGGAAGGGAUUGACGUCACGAGGGAAAAGGAAUUGCUGGAACUUGGUGACGAUCUCCCGAACAGUGGUAGAACUACAGGCGGUGGUGGUGCAAGCGGAGCUACGUCGUCGAGUUCAUCUUCUAGCAGUGGUACAACUACAACUGGAAUUGGAAAUUAUAGCAUUACAACUUCAUCUCUGCACCGAAACCUCGACUCCUUAAGGGGAAAAAAGAUAACCGUGCCCGAACUCAUGGAGCACAAGAUGGAAAAGGGCGACAUUGGCUUCAUCGAAGCAAUAUCCUGUGCAAAGGCAUCGCACUCGUAUAAUAAAUGCAAGUCUUGCAUUACAAAUAUUCUUCUUAAAGGUGAAUACGCAUUACAAAUUUUAUUUGUCAUGCUGGGAAAAUUUGUAAUGCAUUUAUUCGAGUAUGAUACUUUUGCAAUGCAUAAGCAAACUGGCUCCGCGACGUGAUGAAGAAACGAGUAGGAAAAUUGGCCGGGUCGUAUCAAAUGCAAAAAUGUCUGGGUCUGGAAGGUUCUAAACUUAUAAUGCUGUCCCUGGAUUCUGAAAAAAUUCGCAUUGCAUGACCAGCAAGAGAACUCCAGUUUGUGCUACGCGGAGAGGGCAUUAUUUCUCAUGCGGCAGAGGCAUCGCAUCAAAGUCCUCUAAAUAUCUGUGAUGCUAGGGCAUGCAUCACAGACAUCAUGGGCCAUUCAAAAUAUGCAUGACAAGUCUGGCAAUCUUCCAGACCCAGACGCUUUUGCAUUUGAUAGGUCAAGGGAGGCGUCGAAAGUGGCGACCGGCGAAGGGGGUGGCGGGAAUGAUGAGAACAAUGGAGGUGGCUACAACAACAAUAAUAAUCCGAAUGGAGGGCCGCCAGGGGGCGGGAUGAAUAAUUUUUACACGACGUCGGGUUUUGGCGUUGCGACAGGCGAUACACAGUUGGUGAUGUGAAGAUGUCGACGAGUACUAGGCUGGUUUCAACUACUAUUUUUAUAUCAGUUCUCGUCGUCGUGGUCCUCAUGUAGGUACUAUUUAAUGAUUAGUGUGUGGCUCACGCUCGGCUGAUAUUCCUUGUCCUUGUGUGCAAUAGCCAGCAGCUGUGGAGAAGCCUAUGCAUGUGCCAUCCAGAGCAGUAGAAGUCCCUUUAUCUCCCAACCUCGUUUGUCGGUCUACUUGAGCUAAUCCCAAUCGAAGAAAUGUGCGUAGAGGUAAAAGUUGAGCUUUCUUUUGAUUUUUUACCAGUCGCAUCUUCCCUUUCCAACUGAGAAGUUGUUCCUCGAAACUUUCUUCUGAUUUUGUUCAUGCCCACUUCGAGCUAAAUUUUCCAACCUACGCAGAGCUGACUUUCCAUCUGUAGCGCACUUGAAUGAGGGCUACAUCCGAGCUUUUUGCUUUCUCCUACUAUGAGGAGCACAAGGGUCAGACUUCAUCUCAGAAGUCUCAUUUAUAUCAAUUUUCAACACCAGCGACGUUUCGUAUUAAAAGUGAACUCUAUCACAGCGAUGAAUAACAAUGCAAACAGAAGCGCCCUGUCGUGGAAACACUCACCCGGCAGAGGACAGCGACACCAAACGACAGAAUUCCAAUAUUUCAACGACGCGACGUGGACGUUUCUGACAUUUACAAACAAAUGAGAAGACAUGACAGCACUUCGCAUGAACACAUUGAAUUGCGACGCGAAAGCGCAGAAACAUCUCUCGAUAACCUGUUUGAAGGAGAACUUUUGCGCUGAUUGUGCGCGAAGGUGAAU